This is a messenger RNA of Acomys russatus (golden spiny mouse), 4928 nucleotides long. It is a transcript of the gene Adgrl2, whose product is annotated as adhesion G protein-coupled receptor L2. Gene Ontology annotation, cellular component: membrane; neuron projection. The record is from RefSeq and is a predicted model, not a curated record. Gene Ontology annotation, biological process: brain development; adenylate cyclase-activating G protein-coupled receptor signaling pathway; cell surface receptor signaling pathway. Gene Ontology annotation, molecular function: G protein-coupled receptor activity; carbohydrate binding. Bases 320 to 4771 code for a protein of 1483 amino acids. Lineage: Eukaryota; Metazoa; Chordata; Mammalia; Rodentia; Muridae. The transcript has 24 exons.
CUGGACUCGGCGGCUGACGGCGGUGGAGACUUGAGCCGGAGGACACGCCGAAGAGCCGCGCGGCGCCGUGUCCGGCCCGCCAGCCGGGGCCGCCGCCUCCCCGCGCGCGCUUGGCCAACAGGAGCACCCCAGUCGCCUCGGCCGCUCUCUAGCGCCGGUGUCCCCGCGCGGCUCUCCGCGCCACAUUGGCCCUCCCCUGGGGCGCGCUCGCACACCAAGCUAUGAGGAUCAAUGAUGCAGACUGCUGGGUUCGAUGAAGCUGGGCAUUUAUAACUAGAUUCAUUAAGGAAUACAAAGAAAAUAUUUAAAGGGAUCAAUAAUGGUGUCUUCUGGUUGCAGAAUGCGAAGUCUGUGGUUUAUCAUUAUAAUCAGUUUCUCACCGAAUACAGAAGGUUUCAGCAGAGCAGCCUUACCAUUCGGGUUAGUGAGACGAGAACUGUCCUGUGAAGGUUAUUCUAUAGACCUGCGAUGUCCAGGCAGUGAUGUCAUCAUGAUCGAGAGUGCAAACUACGGUCGGACAGACGACAAGAUCUGUGAUGCAGACCCCUUCCAGAUGGAGAACACAGACUGCUACCUCCCUGAUGCCUUCAAAAUCAUGACGCAAAGGUGCAACAAUCGAACACAGUGUGUAGUAGUUACCGGGUCAGAUGUUUUUCCUGAUCCGUGUCCCGGAACUUACAAAUACCUUGAAGUUCAAUAUGAAUGUGUCCCUUACAUUUUUGUGUGUCCUGGGACCUUGAAAGCAAUCGUGGACUCCCCCUGUAUAUAUGAAGCUGAGCAGAAGGCAGGUGCUUGGUGCAAGGACCCUCUUCAGGCUGCAGAUAAAAUCUAUUUCAUGCCCUGGACUCCCUACCGCACCGACACUUUAAUAGAAUAUGCCUCCAUAGAAGAUUUUCAGAACAGCCGCCAGACAACAACGUACAAACUUCCAAACCGAGUAGAUGGUACUGGGUUUGUGGUAUAUGAUGGAGCUGUCUUCUUUAACAAAGAACGAACAAGAAAUAUUGUGAAGUUUGACUUGAGGACUAGGAUUAAGAGUGGCGAGGCCAUAAUCAACUACGCUAACUACCAUGACACAUCGCCCUACAGAUGGGGAGGGAAGACCGACAUCGACCUGGCCGUGGAUGAGAACGGCUUGUGGGUGAUCUACGCCACUGAGCAGAACAAUGGGAUGAUCGUGAUUAGCCAGCUCAACCCGUACACUCUUCGAUUCGAAGCAACAUGGGAGACAGUGUAUGACAAGCGCGCAGCAUCCAAUGCUUUCAUGAUAUGUGGGGUUCUCUAUGUGGUCAGGUCAGUGUACCAAGACAAUGAAAGCGAAGCAGGCAAGAACACAAUUGACUACAUUUACAACACACGCUUAAGCCGGGGAGAGUAUGUAGACGUUCCUUUCCCCAACCAGUACCAGUAUAUCGCUGCAGUGGAUUACAAUCCGAGAGAUAACCAACUCUACGUAUGGAACAAUAACUUUAUUUUACGGUAUUCUCUGGAGUUUGGUCCACCUGACCCUGCCCAAGUGCCUACCACAGCUGUGACAAUAACUUCUUCAGCUGAGCUGUUCAAAACCACAGUGUCAACCACAAGCAGUACUUCUCAGAGAGGCCCCGUGAGCACCACAGUAGCUGGACCUCAGGAAGGAAGCAGAGGGACAAAGCCACCUCCAGCAGUGUCUACAACCAAAAUUCCUCCUGUAACAAAUAUUUUUCCCCUGCCAGAGAGAUUCUGCGAAGCGUUAGACGCCAGGGGAAUAAAGUGGCCUCAGACACAAAGGGGAAUGAUGGUUGAGCGGCCGUGUCCCAAGGGAACAAGAGGAACGGCCUCGUAUCUCUGCAUGGCUUCCACAGGAACAUGGAACCCUAAGGGCCCUGAUCUUAGCAACUGUACCUCUCACUGGGUGAAUCAACUGGCUCAGAAGAUCAGAAGUGGAGAGAAUGCCGCAAGUCUAGCCAAUGAGCUGGCUAAGCACACCAAGGGGCCUGUGUUUGCAGGGGACGUGAGCUCCUCAGUGAGGCUGAUGGAGCAGCUGGUAGACAUACUGGAUGCUCAGCUGCAGGAGCUGAAGCCAAGUGAGAAGGAUUCCGCCGGCAGGAGUUAUAACAAGCUCCAAAAGCGAGAGAAGACAUGCAGGGCUUACCUUAAGGCAAUUGUGGACACAGUAGACAACCUUCUGAGACCCGAGGCUUUGGAGUCCUGGAAGCACAUGAAUUCAUCGGAGCAAGCGCACACCGCCACGAUGCUACUGGAUACACUGGAGGAAGGAGCAUUUGUCCUCGCAGACAACCUUUUGGAACCAACCAGGGUCUCAAUGCCCACUGAAAAUAUUGCUCUUGAAGUUGCUGUACUCAGCACAGAAGGGCAGGUCCAAGAUUUUAAAUUCCCUCUCAGCAUCAAGGGGGCCGGCAGUUCCAUCCAGCUUUCAGCAAACACUGUCAAGCAGAACAGCAGGAAUGGGCUGGCAAAGCUGGUAUUCAUCAUUUAUCGGAGUCUGGGCCAAUUCUUGAGUACUGAAAAUGCGACCAUAAAGCUGGGUUCCGACUUCAUUGGGCGGAACAGCAGCAUUGCAGUGAACUCGCAUGUCAUGUCCGUUUCCAUCAAUAAGGAGUCCAGCCGCGUGUACUUGACGGACCCAGUGCUUUUCACCCUGCCGCACAUUGAUCCUGACAAUUAUUUCAAUGCAAACUGCUCCUUCUGGAACUACUCAGAGAGAAGCAUGAUGGGAUAUUGGUCUACCCAGGGCUGCAAGCUGGUUGACACCAAUAAAACUCGCACAACGUGUGCAUGCAGCCACCUAACCAAUUUUGCUAUCCUCAUGGCCCACAGGGAAAUUGCAUAUAAAGAUGGAGUGCAUGAACUGCUGAUGACAGUCAUCACCUGGGUGGGCAUCGUUGUCUCCCUCGUCUGCCUGGCUAUCUGCAUCUUCACCUUCUGUUUCUUCCGAGGUCUACAAAGUGACCGCAAUACGAUCCACAAGAACCUUUGUAUCAACCUUUUCAUUGCUGAAUUUAUUUUUCUCAUAGGCAUUGAUAAGACAAAGUACUCGAUUGCAUGCCCUGUAUUUGCAGGGCUUUUGCACUUUUUCUUUCUGGCUGCUUUUUCGUGGAUGUGCCUAGAGGGUGUGCAACUCUACUUAAUGCUAGUUGAAGUUUUUGAGAGCGAAUAUUCAAGGAAAAAAUACUACUAUGUCGCUGGGUACUUGUUCCCUGCCACGGUGGUUGGUGUUUCAGCUGCUAUCGACUAUAAGAGCUACGGGACAGAAAAGGCGUGCUGGCUUCACGUGGAUAACUAUUUCAUAUGGAGUUUCAUUGGGCCUGUUACCUUCAUUAUUCUGCUAAAUAUUAUUUUCCUGGUGAUCACGCUGUGCAAAAUGGUGAAACAUUCAAACACUUUGAAGCCAGAUUCUAGCAGGUUGGAAAACAUUAAUAAUUACCGUGUUUGUGAUGGCUACUAUAAUACGGACUUACCUGGCUAUGAAGAUAAUAAGCCAUUUAUCAAGUCUUGGGUGCUUGGCGCGUUUGCCCUGCUGUGUCUCCUGGGCCUAACCUGGUCCUUUGGGUUGCUUUUUAUUAAUGAGGAGACUGUUGUUAUGGCGUAUCUCUUCACCACCUUUAAUGCUUUCCAGGGAGUGUUCAUUUUCAUCUUCCACUGUGCUCUUCAAAAGAAAGUGCGAAAAGAAUAUGGCAAGUGCUUCAGACACUGGUACUGCUGUGGUGGCCUCCCAACCGAGAGCCCCCACAGCUCUGUGAAGGCGUCAACCACCCGCACCAGUGCUCGCUACUCCUCUGGCACACAGAGUCGUAUAAGGAGGAUGUGGAAUGACACCGUGAGGAAGCAGUCUGAAUCUUCUUUUAUCUCAGGUGACAUCAAUAGCACUUCUACCCUUAACCAAGGAAUGACUGGCAAUUACCUACUAACAAACCCUCUUCUUCGACCCCACGGCACUAACAACCCCUAUAACACAUUGCUGGCUGAAACAGUUGUAUGUAAUGCCCCUUCAGCGCCCGUGUUUAACUCACCAGGACAUUCACUGAACAAUGCCAGGGACACAAGUGCCAUGGAUACUCUACCGCUAAAUGGUAACUUCAACAACAGCUACUCACUGCGCAAGGGGGACUACCACGACGGGGUGCAGGUCGUGGACUGUGGACUAAGUCUGAAUGACACUGCAUUUGAGAAAAUGAUCAUUUCAGAGUUAGUGCAUAACAACCUCCGGGGCGGCAACAAAACCCACAACCUGGAGCUCAAGCUCCCAGUGAAACCUGUGAUCGGUGGCAGCAGCAGUGAAGAUGAUGCGAUUGUGGCUGACGCCUCAUCUUUGAUGCACAGUGACAACCCAGCGCUGGAGUUCCGCCACAAAGAACUGGAGGCACCGCUCAUCCCUCAGCGGACUCAUUCGCUUCUGUACCAACCCCAGAAAAAAGCGAAGCCGGAGGCAACCGACAGCUACGUCUCCCAGCUGACGGCCGAGGCUGACGAUCACCUUCAGUCCCCCAACAGAGACUCUCUGUACACGAGCAUGCCCAACCUAAGAGACUCUCCCUACCCGGAGAGCAGCCCCGACAUGGCAGAGGACCUGUCUCCCUCCAGGAGGAGUGAGAACGAGGACAUUUACUAUAAGAGCAUGCCCAAUCUUGGAGCUGGCCGCCAGCUCCAAAUGUGCUACCAAAUCAGCAGAGGCAAUAGUGAUGGUUACAUCAUCCCCAUUAACAAAGAAGGGUGCAUCCCAGAGGGGGACGUCAGGGAAGGACAGAUGCAGCUGGUAACAAGUCUUUAAUAGUACAGCUAAGAGAUUCCUAGGGGCCACAUGCAAGUAUUAAUUGAUGAGGACGCUGCCAGCGGCCCCUGCAGCUCCCUCCAACUCUGCCGGAAGAAUCGGCUCUAUUGACCCAUGGUUCUCCACUGUAGGAAAGCAAAACAGACUGAACCUCGCA